This is a messenger RNA of Leptopilina heterotoma, 848 nucleotides long. Its product is annotated as cysteine-rich DPF motif domain-containing protein 1. The transcript has a single exon. Lineage: Eukaryota; Metazoa; Arthropoda; Insecta; Hymenoptera; Figitidae. The record is from RefSeq and is a predicted model, not a curated record. The coding region runs from base 1 to 552 and encodes 183 amino acids.
AUGGAGGAAGUUCCGUCAACAUCGAGAGAAAUUUCCAGAUCGAAAUAUAUGGAGAGAGCGGAGGAGAAAAAUGAGAGAAGAGAGAGAAAAGAAGAGAAAAAAGAAGAAAGAUUAACAGAGAGAAAAGAAGAAAGAUUAAAAGAGAAAAAAGAAGAGAAAUCAUCAACUAAAGACGAAAAUGAAAAAGAGAAGAAGAAAUUAUUUUCAAAACGUGAAGAACGAGAAACGUUUGUUUGUUGUUUUUGUAAAUUAAGUGAAAAAUUCGAUUAUAAAGGGAGGCAACCACCAUUUCAGAGGCAUCUUAUUUAUCAAGAGGAUUGUUAUAUUAUGAGAGAUCCAUUUUCGCCUUUAAAUCAAAAAGAGGCAUUAAUUUUAGGUGGUGAUUGUUGUUUGUGUAAAAAAUCCACUUGCAUGGAUUGCAGUAUAUUUUAUACAAAACGUUUCUGUAAAAUUUGCGCACUCAAUAAUAUUCAUGAUUUACCAUUACAAUUGCACAAGAAAAUUAAACAAUUUUCUCUUAAUAAUGAAAAAGAUGAAAAUACUUCCAUAUAGCGAAUUAAUUUUUGUAUUUAUUAAUAAAAAAAAAAUGUAAAUAAAAAAUAUUUAUAAAACAAAAAAAAAACUGGUUUUCUUUUUUUAUGUGUUCCAAAAAAUAAAGUAUCCACAGUUGUUAAUGCCUUCAAUUCCUUUCAUAACAGAUUACAGUUCACUCAUGAAUCAGAAUGUAAUAAUGAAAUAAAUUUUCUCAAUACGAUUAUACGAUCAGAAAACAAUAACAUCAUGACUGAUUGCUACAGAAAAGAUACUUAUUCAGAAAGACUACUAAACUAUUACUCAAAUCAUCCAAU